This is a messenger RNA of Morone saxatilis (striped sea-bass), 7671 nucleotides long. RefSeq names its product CREB binding protein b (gene crebbpb). The record is from RefSeq and is a predicted model, not a curated record. Gene Ontology annotation, molecular function: histone acetyltransferase activity; transcription coactivator activity; zinc ion binding. Gene Ontology annotation, cellular component: histone acetyltransferase complex; nucleus; transcription regulator complex. Gene Ontology annotation, biological process: positive regulation of transcription by RNA polymerase II. Lineage: Eukaryota; Metazoa; Chordata; Actinopteri; Moronidae.
GGAAUCAACAGCCGCCAUCUUGACGCGGCUCAGAAUCGGGAUUUCGGGGGGAGCAUUAAUUUUAAAAACCGAUCGGAGCUACCCAGACCGGGCUCAAACGGCGUUUUUCGUGCAGAAAAUCGAAGUGUUAGUUCUUCCGAUGAGAAUUAAUGCAAACAUGUGAGGAUUACGUGGGUUUUUAUCGUCUCGAAAGCCCACUGUAUAUUUGAUUUCCCUUUUAGAGAGCGCCGCUUCUCGCCGUAUCUCCGUCCCGAGACGCUGUAUUUACCGGGAGACAGCGACGAGAAAAAUAAUCCACCUCAUAGAAAAUAUUUUUUGAAUUUUGCUCUUUUUAUUUAAGCCCGAGAUAGAUUUUAUGGCUGCUCCUUUUGACUGCGAAAAAAAUGAUUCUGUACAGACGUGAAACCGGCGAUCUGCGGAGAAAGGGAUUUGCUUACGCCUUUUGUAAUAUUUUAUGAUUGAUUUUUAUUUAUUUUUCUCGAACCGAAAUAAUUUUUGGACGUAAUUAUUGAGGAUAAUUAUGUGGGUGUUGGGUGUUGGAUUAUCAUGGGUUGAUCUUCGGCGGCGAAGCGUGGCGCUGUUGCCUUUCUUUUGAAACCUCCUUUUUCUCCAGGCAGCAUUUCGCCAGUCUGCCAGUCCAGAGAGAGAGAGAGAGAAAAAAAAAAAAAAAAAUUGUUAAAUUGCUCCUUUACGCGUAACGUUAAGGAAAAGUUACCAGUUAUUUACGAGCCAGAGGCCUACAACUUGGACGGAUCCUGCUGUCAUUUUUUUCCCUGCAUCAUCCAUUCAUAAAAUUUUGCCGACCAGGAUGGCUGACAAUCUGCUGGAGGGACCUUCUGCAAAGCGACCUAAGCUGAAUUCACCUCUCUCAGGAUCAGAUGGUCCAGAUCUUGUGUCUCUGUUUGACCUGGAAAACGACCUUCCAGAUGAGCUCAUCCCCAAUGGAGACUUGGGAAUGGGAAUGUCCUCUAACGGCGGUCCAGGUGGAGGGGGUCCUGGUCUCAACUCCAUCGUCCCUGAUGCAGCCGCCAAACACAAGCAGCUGUCUGAGCUCCUGCGGCCAGGAAGCUCCUCGAUAUUAGGAGGUGGCCCCCAACAGGGAGGCAUGGUGGGAAGCCAGCUAGGUGCUGUGCUUGGUAAAAGUCCACUGGGGCAGGGCUCUACCAAUCACCAGUCUCCCCAGGCCCAGAAAGGUGCUGCUGGACAAGGCAAUGGAAGCACAGGCAUGGGCUUCAACCAGGCCAUGAUGAACAGUGGGCAGGGUCAUGGGGUCAUGGGCCAGGCAGGACAAGUGAUGAAUGGGGCUCUGGGACCGGCGGGCCGGGGGAGACCUGGCAUGCAGUACCAGGGCCAGGGCAUGCAGGGCCCACAAGUGGGUGCUGGACCGGGUGUUGGAGGCAGUGUGCUAGCAGAGACACUCACACAAGGAGGGCCGCAGUUGGGUGCACACAACACGCUGAAUGCUCAGCAAGCUGGAAACAUGAAUAAGAUGGGGAUGUCGGGAGCAUUUGGCCAGCAGUAUGGUCAGGCUGGGGUGCAGCAGAUGGGGGCAGCGGGGGUCAACACCCAACAACUCCAGAACAAGACAGGCCUUUCCAACAACCUGCCCCAAUUCCCUGCUGAGCUGAAGGGAGCUGGGAGUGUGCCAAACAUGUCCCAGAUGCAGCAGCAGGUAGCCUCGGUGGGCAUGGUCCCUGGGGCUGGUGGAGUGUCAGCAGGACCGACGGCCGACCCUGAGAAGCGCAAACUCAUUCAGCAGCAGCUGGUCCUGUUGCUCCACGCACAUAAGUGCCAGCGGCGGGAGCAGGCCAACGGGGAGGUGAGGGCCUGCACUCUGCCCCACUGCCGCACCAUGAAGAACGUCCUCAACCACAUGACCCACUGCCAGGCUGGCAAGUCCUGCCAGGUGGCUCACUGUGCAUCAUCCAGACAGAUCAUCUCCCACUGGAAGAACUGUACACGGCACGACUGUCCGGUCUGCCUGCCUUUGAAGAAUGCUAGUGACAAGAGGAACCAGCAACCCAUGCUAGGUUCCCCUGGGGCUGGCCUGCAGAAUGCCAUCAGUACGGUGGGGCCUGGCCAGCCUAGUGCCACAGCCAUCAACAGCGCUGCCACCCACAUCGACCCGAGCUCCAUGCAGAGGGCCUAUGCUGCCCUUGGCCUGCCAUAUGGGAACCAGCCCCCUACACAGGUCCAGGGGCAGGGCUCCGCUCAGCAAACCUCCCAGGGCCCCCAGCACCAGCAGCUGCGAAAUAUGAACCCACUAGGCACUAAUCAGAUGAGCCAGAUGGCAGGAGGGAUGGGUGUCCCCUCUUCAGACCAGACUGGCAUGCACUCCGACUCCUCUCUACCAUCCACACUCAACAAUCAGCUGAUGCCAGAUGGUUCAGUAGCAGGAGGCAUGGGAAACCUGCCCACUGCCACCCCUCUCUCUGCUACGGGGGUAAGAAAGGCCUGGCAUGAACACGUCACUCAGGACCUGCGCACCCACCUGGUGCACAAACUUGUACAAGCCAUAUUCCCCACCCCAGACCCCGCAGCACUGAAGGACCGGAGAAUGGAGAACCUGGUGGCAUAUGCGCGCAAGGUUGAGGGCGACAUGUACGAGUCAGCUAACAGCAGGGAUGAGUAUUACCACUUCCUGGCAGAGAAAAUCUACAAAAUCCAGAAGGAACUGGAGGAGAAGAGGCGCUCACGGCUUCAGAAACAGCCUGGAAUGGUGGGCACAGCUGGGCCUCAGCAACCUGGUAUGGCUCAGCCCAACCCCAUGGGCCCAGGACAGGCCGUCCGACCUCCCAAUGGACCUGUGCCUAUGCCUAACAUGCCAAAUCAGAUAAUGAACCGUAUGCAGGUGCCCCAAGGAAUCAAUCAGUUUAACCCAAUGGCAAUGCAGAAUGCGCAGAUGUCUCAGGCACCCAUGGGAGCACGUGCUCCCUCCCCCAUGAACCAUCCACAGCAGAUGAACAUGAGCUCCGUCCCAGCGGUUUGUUGAAUGUAAAGACUGUGGACGAAAGAUGCAUCAGAUCUGUGUGCUGCACUACGAUGUCAUUUGGCCAUCAGGAUUUAUCUGUGACAACUGUCUGAAGAAGUCUGGCAAAACAAGAAAGGAGAACAAGUUUUCAGCCAAAAGGUUGCAGUCUACGAGGUUGGGGACGUAUAUUGAGGACAGAGUGAAUAAGUACUUGAAAAGGCAGAACCACCCAGAGGCCGGUGAGGUGUUUGUGCGAGUGGUGGCCAGCUCUGACAAAAAUGUGGAGAUAAAGCCUGGCAUGAAGUCUAGGUUUGUGGACUCAGGCGAGAUGGUGGAAAGCUUCCCUUACAGAACCAAAGCACUUUUUGCAUUUGAAGAAAUAGACGGGGUGGAUGUUUGUUUCUUCGGCAUGCACGUCCAGGAGUACGGCUCAGAGUGCCCCUUUCCAAAUACCAGACGGGUUUACAUAUCAUACCUCGACAGUAUUCACUUCUUCAAACCACGUUUGCUAAGGACUGCAGUGUACCAUGAGAUCUUAAUAGGCUACCUGGAGUAUGUGAAGAAACUGGGGUAUGUGACAGGUCACAUCUGGGCCUGCCCACCCAGUGAAGGAGAUGACUACAUUUUCCACUGCCACCCUGCUGACCAGAAGAUCCCCAAGCCCAAGAGGCUCCAAGAGUGGUACAGAAAGAUGCUGGACAAGGCUUUCGCUGAGAGGAUCUUACAUGAUUACAAGGAUAUCUUCAAGCAGGCGACAGAAGACAGGCUGACCAGUGCCUAUGAGCUGCCGUACUUUGAGGGUGACUUUUGGCCUAAUGUGCUGGAGGAGAGCAUCAAGGAGCUAGAGCAGGAGGAGGAGGAGAGAAAGAAGGAGGAGAACACUGCCUCCUCUGAGACGACAGAGGGAGCCCAAGCUGACAGCAAGAAUGCCAAAAAGAAGAACAACAAGAAAACCAACAAAAAUAAGAGCAGCGUCAGCCGAGCCAAUAAGAAAAAGCCUGGGAUGCCGAAUGUAGCCAAUGAUCUGUCCCAGAAACUCUACGCAACGAUGGAGAAACAUAAGGAGGUGUUUUUUGUUAUCCAUCUCCAUGCCGGGCCAGUCAUUAACACCCUGCCACCCAUUAUGGACCCCGACCCUAUGUUGACCUGUGACCUGAUGGAUGGCCGUGAUGCCUUUUUGACUUUGGCCAGGGACAAGCACUGGGAGUUCAGCUCACUGAGGAGGUGCAAAUGGAGCACAAUGUGUAUGUUGGUAGAGCUGCACAAUCAGGGCCAGGACCGCUUUGUGUACACCUGCAACGAGUGCAAGCACCACGUUGAGACUCGCUGGCACUGCACCGUCUGCGAGGACUACGACCUAUGCAUUAACUGCUACAACGCUAAGGGCCAUGAGCACCAGAUGGUGAAGUGGGGCCUGGGUAUAGACGAUGACAGCAAUGGUCAGGGUGGAGAGGCCUCCAAGAGCCCUCAGGAAAGCCGACGUCUCAGCAUCCAGCGCUGCAUCCAGUCCUUGGUCCACGCCUGCCAGUGCCGCAAUGCCAACUGCUCUUUGCCUUCAUGCCAGAAGAUGAAGAGGGUGGUUCAACACACCAAGGGCUGCAAGCGCAAGACCAAUGGUGGCUGCCCUGUGUGCAAGCAGCUCAUCGCUUUAUGUUGUUAUCACGCCAAGCACUGUCAGGAGAACAAGUGUCCCGUUCCCUUCUGUCUCAACAUCAAGCACAAACUCCGCCAGCAGCAGCUGCAGCAUAGGCUCCAGCAGGCUCAAAUGAUGCGCCGCAGAAUGGCCACCAUGGCUGGUAGGGGUAUGCCCAUGCCGUCUCCACCUACCUCAGCUGCCCCUGACACCCCCAACUCUGUACAGCAGCCUAAUACACCCCAGACCCCCCAGCCCAUGCCCAACCAGCCCCAACAACAGCAGACACCAAACCCUGCCAAUAUUGCCCAAGGCUUCCCCAAUAAUGGCCGCAACAGUCAGCCCCCAACACCAGUACCGCAGGGCAAACCAGGUCCUCAGUCAUCACCUCACCAUCAGCAGCAGUCACCUCUGCAUAACAUGCCACACCAACAGCCGCCUCAGCCACCACAUCAGCAGCAACAACAACAGCAACAUCAACAACAACAGCAACAGCACAAGCAGCAGCAACAGCAACAACAGCCCAUGCUUGCAGCCAGGAAGGUGGCCCAACAGAUUGAGAUGGCAGCCAAGGUGAGGCAUCAGCAGCAGAAUUAUGCCAUGAAUGGGAUGUCCAUGAACAACUCACGAAUGAUGGGGCCCAUGCAGGGCCAGAUGCAGAUGAUGCAGGGGCCACGGGGCCCCCAGGUGAUGCAGACUAUGCAGCAGGGCCAGUGGGGUCCAGGGAUGCAGAAUCCAAUGCAGAAUCCCCAGGGUCAUCUGCCGCAGGUCCCCCCUCAACAAGGCCCUAUGCCCCCACAGCAGGCUCAGGGAAAUCCCAUGCCCCAGCAGCCCCAGCUCAUGCAGAGGCCCAUAAUGCCCCAGCCACAUGCUCUCAAUAUGCCUGGUGUCAUGCCUCCCCAGGGGACCUCACAACAGGGCAUGACACCGCAGCAGCAUAACAUGCCACGGGGGAUACCGGGCAACAUUGCCCCGAGUGCCCUGCAGGAAUUACUGCGCACCCUCAAAUCUCCCAGCUCUCCCCAGCAGCAACAGCAGGUCCUUAACAUCCUUAAGUCUAACCCCCACCUCAUGGCCGCCUUCAUUAAACAGAGGACAGCAAAGUACCAGGCGAACCAGCCACAGCAACAGCAGCAGGGGCAGCAGCAGAACCCACAGGCCAUGCUGGGGACCCAGGCAGGAAUGCAGGCCAUUGCUGCCAUUGCAAACCAAGUGCAGAGGCCAGGGAUGGCACCUCAGCAGCAGCCUCCUCAGCAGGCGGGGUCCCAGGGCAUGGCAACCAUGGGCCCCCAAGGCCAGAUGAUGAAUGUUGCUCAAAACGGCAAUUCCCAACUGUACCGCAGACAGCAGCUGCUCAGGAUGCAGCAAAUGCAGCAGCAGCAGCAGCAGCAGCAGCAGCAGCAGCAGGGAGGCAUGCCUCAGGGCCAUGGUCAGUUCCCGCAGCAGCAGCCAGGGCCAGCAAGCUACUCCCAACUCCGUAUGCAGCAGCAAAUGGUUAUGCAAGGAGGUGGGGGCCCCAUGGGACAGCUCCCACCCACGUCCCAAAUGGGCCAACCUGGCAUGGGCAUGGAUGGGCCCCAGAACCUUCUCCAGCAGCGCAUGCUUCAGCAGCAACAACAGCAGCAGAUGUUAAAGCAGCAGAUGGGCUCUCCAGCGCAGGCUAACUCAAUGAGUCCACAACCCCACAUGCUCCAAGGCCAAGCCCAGGGAGGGGCUCACUUACCUGGCCAGACAAUGGCAAACACCCUGGGCAACCAAGUACGCUCCCCAGCCCCAGUGCAAUCGCCCCGUCCGCCUUCGCAGCAGCCCCCGCAUUCCAGUCCCUCCCCGCGGAUACAGCCCUCACCUCAGCACGGCGCCCUCCACUCCAGCUCUCCCCACCCCAGCCUUGGAGGCCCCAUGUCAGGCCCCAUGGAGCAAGGACACAUGGGCACACCGGAGCAGAGUGCCAUGCUCCCGCAACUUAACACACCAAACAGAGGGGGGUUGAGUAAUGACAUGGGUAUGGUGGGUGACACGACGGGAGACACGCUGGAGAAAUUUGUUGAAGGAUUGUAGCAUUUCGUGACAGAAGAAAGGCCUUGUUCUGUUUUCAGCUGAGAAAUUUUUGUACUUGCUGAUGUAAAAAGCUUAAAGAAUUACAAACAAAUGAGUCAUAUGAGGCCUACAGACUGUGAACUUUCCUUAAACCAAGGGACUGCUUUUUUCUUCCAACACAGAGUGAUUUAAAAAUUGCUGUUGAAAAGAAGACAACAAAGACACAAAGAAUAUAUUUUUGGUUCAGACCAGUCAUGCAAGAAGAUGCUCUGGUCUUUGUGUUGUUUUAAUUUGUUUUUCAUUUGUUAUGCUCUGGUAUUGACUUUUUUAACAAAACUUCUCAAAACAAAAAAUAUUUCAUUUUAUUAUUCAAUUUUUUUUAUUUUGUACCUUUGCAAAUUAAUAUCGUAUUUGUGUUGAGAAGACUGUAAAAUUAUUUGUCUGGGAAUUUUUUGCCAGGUUUCACCUCUUGCUCAGUUUCGCUGUUCCUGGCUAAUUUAUUCUAAUAUGCCAUUUUUCAAAAGGACUGCCUUUGGGAAAGCCUUAAUUUCUUUCCUCUUUGCAGAGUCUAUGGGAGAUUAACGUAUUUGUAUAGAUCUAGGAACUAUUGCACACACCCAAACACAAAAGGCAGGUGUAAGAGAAACCUGCAUUGAAGCUUGUUAAUGUUCACAGUUGCUGGAAUGUUCUUUUUACUGGCUUGGGCCCAGAAAUUGUCUUGCAAAUGUUUAAAAAAUUGCUUUGUUUCCCCCUCAGUCUAAAGAAAUUCUUAUUAAAUCCUGAACCUCUUUUGUCUGUGGUGGGAAAUCGACUUGUUUGACUGCUGAUUUGUGUUCAGAGAGUUUUGUGCAUCAUUUUCUCUCUUGCAUUUAACUUGAAUUGAUGAUGAACUGUUCUCUAAUGUAAAUCAUGCAGCUAGACAGUACUGUAAAUAUGCAGAAAAUAAGAAUGAAAUCACUGUACAAACUGGUUCAAAUGGCUCAUUUCGUACUUAUAUACCAUAUUGUUAAAUAAACCUGUGUGCCACAGA